Messenger RNA from Aspergillus glaucus CBS 516.65, 1220 nucleotides. RefSeq lists its product as uncharacterized. The transcript has 2 exons. The record is from RefSeq and is a predicted model, not a curated record. NCBI's taxonomy places the organism in Eukaryota, Fungi, Ascomycota, Eurotiomycetes, Eurotiales, Aspergillaceae. Bases 172 to 966 code for a protein of 264 amino acids.
CUUCUCUUUCGGGCAUUCGAUGCUUUUCUUUCUCUUUCAUUCUUCUUUCCCUCGCUUUCUCUCUGUCCGGUGGAAUACUCCACUACUAGGGGAUUUCCUUCAUUCUACAGAAAAUUCCUCACCCUUUCCUUUACCUUUCGUCUCUUCAACUUUCUCCAACUCCUUUCACCCAUGAAUCAAACAGGGUGCUUCACAGAUAACGUCUCUUCAGCAAUGCCAGGCAUUCUGUCUGAGCAACAAGAUUCCCUCAAAAAGCGCAAGAGAAACGCAUUGCAGGAGGAAUCUACAAACUUAGCAGAUCCAUACAACACGACCUUUAUCCCAGCAUAUCUCCAUACCUCGAAUCCCUCAUUCCGCCUAAACUGCCCAGACCUACCAAAAGAAACCCCAGAAAUUCCCCACCGUCACCGAUGCAUUCCUCGAAAGCGACGAGUCCUCCAACAACCAUGGCCUGGGCCCGGGUCCGAUAACCAACCGACUCCAGCUAAACUCUUAGCUCCGAAUCUGUACAUCCCCCCAGGUUCGAAUUUCUCCUCGCCGCCGGUCUCACCGAAAACUAUUGUCCCGUUGUCCUACCCGCCUCAUCAGCAGAAUCAAUGUACUUCUGCUGCUUCGCUGCGGCCGUGCCAUAUUUGUUAUCGACGGCCUACGACGAGGGAAUUGCUAGAUGCGUACGCGGACUGUGAUUUGUGUGGUGAGCGGGCUUGCUACAUUUGUCUGAGGCAGUGCGAUGCUAUCGAUUGUCGGGGUUCUGUUAAUCUUGGGGGGGAUUAUUUGAUUAAGGAUGACUCGGAGAGGAUACAGGAGGAUGUUAAUGGGCGGGAUUCGGAAAUUAGACAGGCGAGGAAGAUCUGUUCGUGCUGUGCUGUGGAGGGGAUGACGGAGACGGGGAUGGAGGUGGUGCGGUGUCUUGAGUGUGUUCGUGCUCAUUUGCCGCAGUGGCAGGCUAUGGGCCAGGCGGGAUGAUGUUCGCUUGCAUGGGAUACGUCAACAGAGAUAUCUGGAUUUCGAACUCGAGUCGCCGUGACUGGGCACCCGAGACUUCUGAGACGGAGUCUCGUGCCGGCGACUAUGGAUGUCCGUUCAGCACGAACGACUUGAAACGACAAGAUAUUACGACAUUUAUUGGGGCCCAUCUGCCCUUGAAUUUAUCGACCGAUAUUGGUUUCAUCUGGCAACACGGCCAGGGAGGUGGACAUGCGAAUCUACUGAACUUUUGG